UAUUUAAACACUUUUCUCUCUAAAAUGUUAAGGAUUAUUACAUAAUCUGUUUAAUCCCGGACCCUUUAACGCUUUAACGUUUUAAAUGAGUGAAUGAAAGGUGUGAAUGGGUGAAUCUGCCGCCCUGCUGGAGGCUUUGUCCUCUAAUCUGCAGUGCGUUGAGCUGCUGCAGAGCUUCCGUCGUUGCGUUUCAUCAUGGAGGACAAGCAGACGACUGGAGCCGAGUGAAGAACCGCAGCGCUCCCGCAGAACCGCCGCAGUCAGACCCGCGUCACUCAUCUGGAGGCGGUUAUCAGUCAUCUGGAUCAGAACAGGCCACACCUGACGGGUGACGGUGGCCAUCAUGAAGCAUUUUCUCAGAGUCCUGACCCAGUUCUUCGUGUUCCUCUACUGUAAAUGUCUCUGGCGGAGCCUGAAGUUUGUUGUCAGGAAGUUUACGGGCAGCUGUGAGCUGCAGCGAAUCUGUUACAACAACAAACAUGGAGCUCGCAGGACCCACAAGAUAGAGUCGUCUCUGCGGUAUUCUAAACAUGAGCUGCUGCAGUCGGCACUCAGCGUCCAUCCUGACAAAGUCGAGAAAACCAUCGAUGACAUCAUGGCUCUGAAGAAGAUUAACCCGGAUACAAAUCCACAGCUGGGCAUCUCUCUGCAGGCCAGUCUGCUGCAGGUUGUGGGCUACAGGAGUCUGGUGUCGGAGGUGGAGAAGCUACGCAGGGAACCGUACGACUGUGAGAACGCCGAGCACGAGGAGAUGCUGCUGAAGCUGUGGGAGGAACUGCGUCCUGACACCCCUCUCACCGGUCGCAUCUCCAAGCAGUGGUGUGAAAUCGGUUUCCAAGGCAACGAUCCCAAGACUGACUUCAGAGGCAUGGGCCUGCUGGGUCUUCACAACCUGCUGUAUUUUGCGGAACACGACAAAGCCACAGCGCUGCAGAUGCUCCAGGAUUCCUUACAACCAAAGCACAAUGAGGUAGGCAAGCCCGACUGGGAACAGAAGAACCUGGACAAAGCUAUCGGGUAUUCUUUUGCCAUCGUUGGCAUCAACAUCACUGACCUAGCCUGGUCUCUGCUGGUGGGCGGAGCUUUGAAGACUCACCUGUACAACGUGGCUCCAGAGAUUCCCAACCUGCUGCACUUCCAGCAGACGUUCUGUUACCUGAUGCAGGAGUUCCACCGCUUCUGGAUUGAGGAGGAUCCCAGCGACAUCAUGGAGUUCAACCGGGUCCGCUCCAAAUUCCACCGGAGGAUCCUGAGACAGCUGAAGAACCCGGACAUGGCUCUGUGUCCUCACUUCUCAGCCUCUGACCUCCACUUGGUCAACCUGUAAAGUCUCCACCCUCACAUCUUCACACGUCUCCAGCAAGUGUUCAGUUAAAAAUAAACAAAUCUGAAAAACGCUAAUGAUUCCUCAAACCGCUGGACUAAAAACAGGAGACGUUCUUGUCUCAGCUAACAUCAUGAUGUGUCACUGCCAAAAGAUCACCACACACACACACACACACACACACACACACACACACACACACACACACACACACACACACACACACACACACACACACACACACACACGCACAGUGGCGGAUUUAGCAAUUUGGGGGCCCAAGGCGAACACAGACAUGGGCCCCCUUACUCUAAAUUUUCGACAAUCUUAUCUUUAACUGGAUUAGCGGAACUCUCCCCUCUUCUGACACGAGUUAUUUUCCCUUUUUAUUAGUCCUCCGCUUUGUUCCUGUAUUUCCCUUUGAGUGCUUUCAGUAUUUGCUCUGCUUUCUUCUUCCUGUCAGUGCUCCUGUGCUUUUGCCUUUCUUUUUUUUCUAUUUUCCAUUUUGGUCCAUGUUUUCCUCCCUUUAAACAUUUUCCAUUGUCUUUCCUUUUCUGCUUCCUUUGAUGUUUACAUCGAAAAACGACGUCACUUUCAGAAGUGAAGAUAAAAGCUUUUUUAAAGCAAGCUGCUUCUUUCUCUUAUUGGAGCCACGAGGAUAACUUCAUUUCAUGCUUCAUGUUUUGACUAUCGCUUCGAGUUUGUUACAAAUGCUUCCGCCUCUCUCCUUCUUUUUCUGCUUUCUCUUUUUCUUAUUUGUGCUCUUGUGGCACUUGACAAACAACAAUUUGGUGCAUUACUGCCACCAACUGGAUUGGAGUGGAACGACUACCAAUCACUUCCUGUUUGUGCAUCGGCGUCUAAAAUAAAUAGUCCAUUGCGGCAUUAACAGAGGGGUGCCAGAGGUCAGGGCUAGGGUGCCCCCAACAUAAGGGGGCCCCAGGCGGCCGCCGACCUAUGCCUAAUGGUAAAACCGCCACUGCACACACACACACACACACACACACACACACACACACACACACACACACACACACACACACACACCUAAUUAUUUGCCAAAUCUUGCAUUCCAUCUUCAAAGCGUGAAUGAGUAGGCCAAGCCACUAGGUGGUGACAUUGUUCAAGAAAAGGACCAAAAUAGAAAAUUUGAGUCCUGAACAUGGCUAGUCAUUCUUCCAAUACAAAUGUUGUUCACUUUUUAAAAAAAAAAAGAUAAAGUUCCUCUCAAUAAUCAACAACAGAAUCGGAACAAAUUCAGUAAAACAAACAAACAAAAAAAGAUAUUUAAAUAAGGUCAUUGUUGUAGUUUUAAGAUUAUUCUUAGAAAUCUGAUUUUGUCUCACAAAAAUGUCAACGUCUUGGUAUUUGAAAAUAAUUUAAACCAGAAAACACAACAGAUGCUUUACCCUUAAGCAAGUGUAACCUUACAAAUUAUUAUUUACGUUAAUAAAACAUACUUUUUACAUAUGUAAGGGUUAAAUCCUAAAAUGUCAUGGCUCAGAGGUCAAGGUUUAGUUUUCAGAGACGUCCAGGCAGCCAGAGUGAAAUAAAAUCCUCUUUAAUAAAAAAUAAACUAAGGAAACAAACCCCUCAAAGUCAUAUUAUUAUUAUUAUUAUUAUUAUUAUUAUUAUUAUUAUGAGCAGUGAGGGUCAAUCAGAGGAACAGAACUUUGGCUGCAACAAAAGAGGAAGCCUGCAGCUUGAUGCAAAGCAGGUGUGCUUAUAUAAAAAUAAAUUAGGAACAGGUGCAUGCAGGGAGCACAAGGCAAGACUAAUCAAAGCCGGAUAAAACCAGAUUUUAAUACCAGAGAACAAACUCAGCACUGCAAAGUGGGAAGAUUUAAGUUCCUACAUGUUUCUACUUACACACACACACACACACACACACGCACGCACGCACACACACACACACGCACGCACGCACACACACACGCACACACACACACUGCCUCUCGCUGCAGCGUCAGACCACCAGCAUCUAGACGACCAUGGCGAUUGUAGCUGUGGACCAUCAGGCUGCGUCACACCAUCUCCGCUCAUGCUUGCUUUAAAACUCAUGAUUGUACCACAAGUUGCUUUUUUAAUAACUCAAAACCAAAUUUACUUCUCUGCCAAAAACUUCUUGUAGAUCAGUCAGAAUACUCCAACUGUCUGAGCUGAAGUUUAGCUUCAGGAUUAAAGUACAACAACCCACAGAGCUGAUGAGUGAACUGAAUGUUACAUAAUCUGUUGCUAAAGUCACAGUAGCCUGUCGGCUCUUUGCAUCAGCACACAGCCGUGGACAGUAAUGUGCAUCAAGUCAACUCAAACACCUGAAAGUUAAUUUCAGUCAAAUUAUUGAUAAUCAGUGAAUUUUGGUUUCUAAAGUUUAAAAAAAAUCUGAAGAACAUCUCAACUGUUUCCUUUUAGGCACAUUUUUGUUCUGCAGGUUUGCAAAAACAUGAAUAUUUAGUCACGAAUGUUCAUCACAUGAUUGUUUGAUUCUAUUUAUUUACUGAAUGUGACUCUGCGUCCAGUGUGAAAUCAGCCAAAGCAAUAACUGACAUUCAUUUCACUGCACGUUGCUUUAAAAUGUGUUUGUCAACACCGUGCGUGCCUCAGUGUUCGUUUUUUUUGUUUGCAUCAGAGCUGGAAUGAUAGUCAAACGCUGCUUCAUGUUGUCUUAUAUUAAAUCGUUUUUUAUUUAAGUGUAUAUAUAUAUAUAUAUAUAUAUAUAUUUAUUAGUUUUAAAACUGUAGAUUUGAUCUGGAAUAUAGAUCAGUCAGUUAUUUCUUAUUUUUAUUUUGAUUUAAAGCCAAACCCAAAACGUUUUCCACUUCUCCAUCCCUCUGGUUGAAAGUGGAAUUACAACUGUCGUAAACAACCCUGCAGCAGCCUGCUGUGGCCAUUGCUAACACCUAGCUAUCGCUAAAUCGAGCCAACAGGUGCAAAUGAGGCUCAAAGUUAAAAUAUCUGCUCUGAUGGUAUGAAUUUUAUUCUUUACAAAUCCAGUAGCAACAAAGCCAGGUCACCAUCAGUACGUGAUGUCAUAGGCUCCUUCAGCUCCCUCAAACGAGCAUGGGCUGCACCAAUGUUCACUCUGGUUUUAGAUGUUCGCUUUACGUCCAAAGACAUUACUCUUGGUUUUACUUCCAGGCUCCGCCAUGAUGCCAACAGAAAAAAAAGACUUUUUUCUUCUUGUGUUUUUUAAUGAUGAACUGAAAAGCUAACUGCUAGCCUUUAUAUUAGCUACUGGCACAGUAAACAGACAUUACUAUAAAGCAGAUAAAGACCUCCCACUAGCAUACCUACUCGAACCGCUAUCAUGUUAAGUGCAGUUUCUGGUCAGCAGCUGGCUACAGCCUAGUGUCCAACGUUAAGCUGUUACGUUUCUGGCUCAAGAACCACUGAAACCAGUUUUAAAGCAAUAGCUUGAAGUGUUAAAGUGUUGCUUUAAUGACCUCUAAGAAAGGUCAAGGUGACUUUUACAGCUAGCCUUUAAAUAAGAGACAUUUGUAGCUGUGCUUGAGUUUCUUUAUGGUUCAUAAACAAGUGUGUAAAAAGCAGCGUUUGAUGAACAUUUCAGCUCCACGUUUACUUCUCACCGAAUGCUAAAAGCUCACACGUGACUCAUGCCUUCCCCACAGCAGCGUUGCUUCUGAACACACAAUCCUCGUCUUUAAUAUUCAGCAGUGUGAAGCUCCAACAAAUGUUCUUAUCACAAAACAUUUAAAUGUAAACAUCACUCACUGCCACGCUCGCACCGGUUGUGUUUGAAUGGUGUUGAAGACGUUUGUUCCUUUGCUUUUCGUCGGUACCCAGCAGCUGUUUACUUCUGUGAUUGUUGGUUCUGGAUUUUUCAUGCUUGCAGUUCUCUUUGUUUUAAAGGUCAUAUUUGCACAUUUCUUAAAGCUACAACAGCGUUUUGUUUAUGCUAGUAAUUUAUGAUGUAUGGGUCGAUACGUCCCGCAGUGAUCUAGACGCGUUAUGGCUUCUGCUGCUGUGUUUAUGCUUUAAAGGACAUCGAAGACCUCACUCUGCACGAUAUUUUCAUUCUCACAGUUUUCUGUAUUAUUCAGUAAAAAAAUACUCCCAGGUAUCGUAGGAGUGUGUUUAAUUUGACUGUGCUGUACUUUUAAAACACCAAUAAAAACUAAAUGUCCGUUAAAAAUAAAA
Nothobranchius furzeri (turquoise killifish) is the source of this 5482-nucleotide messenger RNA. It is a transcript of the gene elmod1, whose product is annotated as ELMO/CED-12 domain containing 1. The record is from RefSeq and is a predicted model, not a curated record. Gene Ontology annotation, molecular function: GTPase activator activity. Lineage: Eukaryota; Metazoa; Chordata; Actinopteri; Cyprinodontiformes; Nothobranchiidae.